AUGAGAUCUUCUUGUGUCUUCAUCAUCGUAUAUGUUACUUGGGCGGUGGGGCGUGACUCUGUGCUCGCGGCAGCAGACAGCCAACAAUUGAGAUGUGGUCGGCGUCUGGUGUCCGGGCUGUUCUCCAGACACCGCUUGCCGUUGGGGUACUCUUACGUGACGACCGUCCCACGUGGCGCCUGCCGGCUCAACGUCACCGAGAUAAUGCCGAGCGACAAUUAUAUCGCAAUAAAAGUAACAAACGGGACAUAUUUUAUAAAUGGAGAGUUCGCUAUCACUGCACCUGGUUCAUAUGACGCAGUUGGGGCACGGUUCGUGUAUUCUCGAGUACUUGGACUUGAUUCGAUUUUUGCACACGGACCGAUCCAUUUUCCCAUAGACAUCAUGAUUUUGUACACGGAACCAAACCCUAAUAUAAAGUACGAAUACUUCACGGAGUCUGUACCGGGCGAUAUCGAAAUUGAUUCUAUUACUAAAUCUAGCUAUCCCGAUGUUCAAAAUACGGCGACAACAAAGCACUCGCGAAGACAUCAGGGUUACGAUACUUACACAAAGUUCGGUUCUGACAAGCGUCCGGACAUAGUCAGUUUGUCUAAAGAGACUUCUAUUCUUGAAAACAAUUUGGUGGAAAAUGUUGUUGGAGAAAGAAGAUUUACUUGGAAGAUAACAUCAUACACUCAAUGCUCAAGAAGUUGCGGUGGUGGUAUUCAGGUUGGAAAAUAUCGAUGCGUAGAAGAAAGCGCAGACAGCGUUGAUAGAGAGAUAUCGCCAGUGCACUGUACGGGAUCUGCUCCUUCAGGGAAGCGGCGGCGCUGUGGAAACAAUUCGUGUCCUCCAAGAUGGAGGACUGCCGCUUGGUCGCCUUGUCCUCAGUGUGGGCCAGCAACACGGAAAAGAAUUGUUGGUUGCGUUCAAGACCAUUCGAAAGGGAUAGUAAAGGUCAGUGACCAAAUGUGCCCCCCGCCGAAACCGUUUACGACCGAAAAGUGCGAUGUGCCAGACUGUUCAGAUUACGGAACUGGAGUGGUUCGACAAAUUGAAGCGAAACGUGUGACCCGACCACGUGACCACACGGACGCGUUCCGAGAAGGUCCCGUCUACACAAUUACAGUCAAUAGCUCCGACAUCGAUGUCGGACCGGAGUACAGUUUUAGUGCGACCGCCGGGUGGCUCUACACUGAUUGGUCUGAGUGUGUUGGUUGGUGUGUUGGCGGUGGUGUCCAAACUCGAAGUAUCAGAUGCGGCGACCCAUCGGGGUGCUCACCGCUAAAGUUACCAGAGCCAUCGAGAAAUUGUAGUCCGAGACAAUCUUGCGAAGCUUAUCAAGGACAAUGGUUUACAGGGGAAUGGUCGCCUUGCUCCUCUGCAUGCGGUGGGAAACAGAUUCGUGGUGUUCUUUGUAUCGGUGGCAGUGGCAGACAUCUACGAGAUUCCGCGUGCACGGACCCGAAACCUGAACACGAACGGAGUUGUGGAGACGACUGUACACCUGCUUGGUACUACAGCGAAUGGAGCCAGUGCGCAGGGAACUGCACGUUUGGGACAGGGGUGCAGCGACGCACGGUGGUUUGUGCAAAGGGUUCGCAUGGCGCCAACGACGAGGAAUGUGGCCAUGCGCGGCCACCUUCUCAUCGCUCCUGCGAACCCAAGUGCAUGCCUCAUUCGACGGACGCUCCCAAGCUCUUUAUCGGUCCUGAAAAAAUAGAGAGCUCAAGUGUUAGCGCUGGUAGGAGCAUAAUAAAGGAUACGAUAACAAAAAAAUGUGAAGAUAAAUUGACCAACUGCGCGCUGGCAGUACAGGCCAGGCUAUGUCACUACAACUACUAUAUUCAGAAUUGCUGUAAAUCAUGCGCAUUG
Molecule: messenger RNA, 1857 nt
Organism: Iphiclides podalirius (scarce swallowtail)
Lineage: Eukaryota; Metazoa; Arthropoda; Insecta; Lepidoptera; Papilionidae
Source: the annotation of a GenBank genome assembly